UAGAAGAUUGGUCCAUCCACCCGCUAAUGUGACCUACUUUCUUCGUCCUCUAGCUUCUUCACACCACCAUCCAUCCACUCUAACCACGGAAAGAAAAUCAAAACCAUGUCGGCGCCCUCUUCUCCCUUUAACAUCGCGGGCCAGCAGGCACCUCUCCUCGCGCCCGUCCUCGUGUCGAUGUACGUCGGCACGGCGGUCUUUGUCGUACCCCGCCUCGCGCCCUACUCUUCCAUCCAUCUCAUCCCCUACUGGCAAGCCCUCUUUCAGACCAUUGGUCUGGGCGAUGUCUCGCGAGGCCGCCUGCCCAUCGCGCUCCUUGUCGCCGCCACCUUCCAGACUUGGGUUGUCACCGCCAUCCUGAGCGUUGUUGGCGCUGCCUAUGCGCAGGACGGCUACGUCAACAAGGAGCCGAGGAGCUUUAAGCGGAACCUCAGGGGCUUCCCUGCCAGGCUCACGGCGGCCCACGAGGCCAUCCUUGAAUUCUACCCUGCUUUCGCAGUGGCCGCUGUUCUCGUGCAGACACUUGACCAUGGCAUCGUUGGCGGCUCUGCCAAUCUCAUCAACGAGCUGGCGCUUGUCGCGUCCGUCAAGUUCCUCCUCUUCCCGCUGGCCUACUACCUCAACAUUGACCUUGCACGCACCGUCUUGCACCAGAUUAGCGUCGGCUCCUGCCUCCAGAUCUUCCUCAAGCUCGCCUUCUCCAAGCUCAAGUAAUCCUUUGCCCCUCAUAUCGUGCCCCACUCUGUCUACCCCACCACCAAGAAGGAAGAAAAGAAGAACAUAAAAAAAGCUAAGCCGCUCCACGUGUACAGCUCCUUGAUUAAAUUUAAGCGUGUCUAGUUU
Messenger RNA from Acaromyces ingoldii, 843 nucleotides. RefSeq lists its product as hypothetical. The record is from RefSeq and is a predicted model, not a curated record. Gene Ontology annotation, cellular component: membrane. The transcript has 2 exons. Lineage: Eukaryota; Fungi; Basidiomycota; Exobasidiomycetes; Exobasidiales; Cryptobasidiaceae. Bases 106 to 714 code for a protein of 202 amino acids.